ACAACUGCAUUGUGUUCAAGUAAAGCAGAACAGCUCACAGGGGUGACAUCUUUAAAGGGAGAGUAGCUUUUUUUUAUGAUUGCGUGGUGAAACCUCAGUGGACUAUUAUAACCCUAAAAAUGAUGUGGCCUUGAUUUACCUCUAAUCCACAGGAUAAGGACACAAGUGGAUGCUUUGUUUUCAUGCUUUUCUCUUGAUUUGCUGAGCAGAUGGGCAAGCAGCUGAUGCAGAGGGCAGCUCCCUGAACAGCACGAACUGAAAGCAAGGACCCGGAGGCAUCUUGAAAUAGAAAUUCAGAGGAGGAGGAGGAAAAGGAGAGGGAUUUUGAGUGAGAGCAUUGGUAUGCCAGGCUCAGUACCUAUCAUGGCUGUGCAGAAGAAGCAGAGUUCCAUCCCUCCAUCGCCAGGGCCGUUUGCUGCGUGGACCGCUGAGAACCAGAGGAAGGGGAAUGGUUUAGGAAAACUAAGAGAAAAUUGUACUUACAUGAAAGGAAAUUCCCAGGUGAAGAAAAUGACCAGUUCUGUCAAUUCUGCCCAAAUAUGCAAAACAGAGAGUCCACGUGCCGCUGCAGGCUCUAAUGUUGAUGAGAGAUUAAAGUUGGCACGUGGUAGGAGAGAAGAGCACCAGAGAUUACUUGCCUCUCGAGAACUGAGCAGGUUGGAGAGGGAACAGCGCGCCAAACGUUACUAUGAACAGCAGCUCCAGGACCGCAAGAAGAAACUAAUGGAGCAGAGGCUGAAAGAGGAGAGGAGACGUGCUGCUGUGGAAGAGAAGCGUAAGCAGAGACAGCGGGAGGAGACGGAGAGAUAUGAAUCUGCAGUGCGCAAGACCAUAGAGAAGAGCCAGAAGGUUCAACAGAACGUCAGUCAAAACUCCAGAGGAAGGAAGAUCAGCAAGUCUGGUGUGCCACGUCACUUACCACUGACACCGUGGGAGAAGAAGUUGGUCAGUCGCCUCCUUACCCCCACAUGCUCUUAUCUGGCCAGAAGCAAAAGCGCUGGUUGCCAUUCGGGAGCAGAAGCUGUCCAUGUUUGUCGCCGUGCAGUUUCAUUCCACUCCAUGAAUACCAUCACACCUCCCAAACCACAGCAGCAGUCUGUUUCAGCCCAGCGUAGGACAUCUGGCAUCGUCGGUAGCAGAAGCAGUCACCAGAGAGGUGUCAAUCUGGUGCAGGUCAAACCAUCAAGACUUCAGGAUACUGGUAAGUGCUCAGACACUGGAUCGCCUGCUGUUAACCCCUCUGUGAAACCAGCCACAAUCAUUCACAAUAAAACAGCAGCAUGCUCACCUGAUCGAAAAUCUGUCAACAGGCAUCCAGCACCGGCGCAGCUGGAGCUUCCGUCAGUCCCUGAGGAAGAUUUUGCCAUCUGUGGUUUUGCUUUCUAUCCUGGUAACUCGAGACCUGUCAGAACAUCAGCUGUAGGUCAUCCAAAGAACAUGAGGGAUGAGACUCCGUGUUCAAACCUGUCGCAUACAGAGGCACAAGCAUCAGUUGUGGCAGAAGGUUGUGCUCACUCACCUCCACAGCCUCCUGGAAUCAUGUUCAGGUGCUCCGAUGAGACCACGGACCCACAAGAAGCUUUGCAUCUUUUGGCUGAAAAGAAGCAAGAAGCUUGUGUCCAAAGGGAGAGAGAGGAUCAGGACCACCUGCAGAGACAGAAGGUGGAAAGAAGGAAUCAUGAAGAACUGGAGCGCAGGAGAGCAGAAGAGCGUGCACAACAACAGGCUGAAGCUCAGCGUCUGAUACAGGAGAAGAGGAGAAGGGAGGAAGAGGAGCAGAAAAGAGCUGAAGAAGAGCGAGCCCAGGCUAUGAGGGAAGCUGCUCUUCUCCAGAAACAGAGAGAGGAGGAACAAGCUAAAGAGAGGGCAAAAGAGGAACAGGUGAGGCAAGAACGAGAAAUGCGUGUGCAGAAAGAAGAGGCAGAGCGACAAGCAAGAAAAAAGCGGCUUGAGGAGAUCAUGCGCCGAACCAGAAGGACAGAAUCACCAGAUACAAAUUCUGUACCAGAAGACACAAAGCUGGUACAAAAUGUGAACAUGCCAGUGGGGUUGAAGCCUUCACAACUGGAGAUGAACGUUGAUGAGGACAUGGUACCUGUUGUGGCCUUCAAGGAACGCAGGUCUUUGAGAACUCUCGCCAGUUUGGACAAAAUCCAGACCCACCAACGUGCAGAGGUCAUCUGAGGGCCUUCAAAGUGGGCAGAUGUGGGAACACUUUGCUGGAAUUCUCACUAAAGUACAGCCAUUCUGCUGCCCUUCAACCCCCUGCAAGACCAUGUAAAUCACAGCCUCAAUGCAACGUCAACAGUUCCAAUAGUUACUUUUCUCUCUUUAACAGUUUAACAACUGUGCAAGCAGUAUGGCAGGUGUCCAAGCUAUUGUGUCUGUGUCAGAGUCAUAGUGUAAAUUUAGGCAGUAGCCAUGAUAGUUUGCAGGAAAGUGCAGUGUUUGAAGCAGUAGGAGCCGUUUUAACAAUCACACAGUAAGAAAGCCAUAUGCUUUUUGCUUACUCCUAAUAGUUGUUCUUGUCCAGUCUAAUUUCUUUUCUCUGUUUUUUGCACAAAUAAGAUUUUAACUUUUAGAUCCCUCCACCGAUUUUUCAUUUCCCAAUGCUGCUAAGAAAUCUAGUUCCCAAA
Molecule: messenger RNA, 2636 nt
Organism: Thalassophryne amazonica
Lineage: Eukaryota; Metazoa; Chordata; Actinopteri; Batrachoidiformes; Batrachoididae
Product: ensconsin-like
Exons: 15
Coding region: 343-2184 (613 amino acids)
Biological process (GO): microtubule cytoskeleton organization
Cellular component (GO): microtubule cytoskeleton
Source: RefSeq, a predicted model, not a curated record